UCAUCGUCUCCAAUCCAGAGAGCCGUACCAAUCCCCAUCGCCCCAGACCACAGCGCGACAGUGAGUACAGCAGCAGCAGCUGAGAGCGUGAGAGCGUGCGAAGCAGGAGGGAGGACAAGAAGAAGCCGAUGGCGGUUGUGAGCGGCAGCGGCGGGAGGCUGAACCCCUGGGCGGAGCCCUUCGUGCCUUCCGGGGCGCGGUACCGCGGCCUGCGGACCGUGGAGGCGACGCCGGAGCAGGAGGUGGAGGACUUCUCCCCCGAGUGGUGGCGCCUGGUGUCCGCCUCCCCGGCCUUCCGCGACCGCUGGCUGCGCGAGUACGGCGCGCUCGGCCUACUCGACGCCGAGGACGACCUGGACGACGACGUCGACAGCUUCCUCCCCGACGACUUCUUCUCGCCUCCGGCCCCGCGCUACGAGAGCGAGCGGGAGGACGCCGCGGGCAGGAGGGCGGGCCGAGGGCUUGAGGUGGCGGCGUGGGGCAUCGACAGGUGGUGGAGGGCGCACGGUGGGCCGCCGGAGACCCCGAGGUACGCGGAGAAGGCGCCGCGGAGGGUGGCCGCCGCCGCCAGGGUGAGCCCCCGCCCCAUCCAGCAGCCGCGCUGAAGGACCAGAUCCGUUCAUCCACCGACGGCGACGGCUGCUCAGUCAGUGUCACAUCUUGGCACGGGGGGAAAAAUAGGCACGAAAAAAAAAGAGUUCCCUUUCUUGAAUCGAUGCAGUUUGCUUUGGUGUUCGUCUCGCGCAGUUUCUGGAUCUGGGCUCCGCUUCAGCUCGAGAUCGACUGGGAUGGGAAGAUCCUCUGCUGCGUUGUCUUGUCUGUGCUCAUCCGUGUGUACUGUGUAAAUAUGAAGAUGUAAUAACAAAAACACGCAUUUUAGCUUUC
Molecule: messenger RNA, 885 nt
Organism: Zea mays
Lineage: Eukaryota; Viridiplantae; Streptophyta; Magnoliopsida; Poales; Poaceae
Exons: 2
Coding region: 129-605 (158 amino acids)
Source: RefSeq, marked validated